Molecule: messenger RNA, 7604 nt
Organism: Apis laboriosa (Himalayan honeybee)
Lineage: Eukaryota; Metazoa; Arthropoda; Insecta; Hymenoptera; Apidae
Exons: 7
Coding region: 3510-5129 (539 amino acids)
Source: RefSeq, a predicted model, not a curated record
GUAAUAAGUAACAAGGAUUGUGAAUGGCAUAUUUCAUUGAAUAUUAUAAAAAUGAAAAUCAUAAAGAUCAAGAAUAAUCAAAGAAAAAUGACAAAUCCCUAUUAAUAUUAUAAAAAGAGAUUCUAAUUCAAUAUCUCAAUUUGAUACAUUGAUUAUAAAUUAUUAUAUAAGAAGAAAUGAAGAGGAAAAGAAAGAUGAAUCGUCCUCCCAGAUGAAGGACAACGAGCAACCAUGUAAUCAGUAUCGGAUUGAAAGGGUGCAAAGAUUCGGGCUAAAUACACUGCUAAACGGUAGUCGUGCAAUCAACGAUGGGCCAGCGCAUAGCGAGCAAGCCGAGUGGUCAAUUAAGAUCACCGGAAAGUGUCGAUAUGCUCUGCGCGAGCGUCCGAGGACGCGGGCGAGCGGACUCGCGUGCAUCUGCGCGACUGCAUCGCACGCGUGACGAGGAAAAAGAGGGGUGACGCACGGUCGCACCAAGGGAAGCCGUCAAAAUGUCGAGGCUCGUGCAUCCAGCAGGCAUAUCGAGCCAAAGACACGCGAGGGAGGAGUAUUCCUCGCUCUCUCCUUUCUACUUGCUCUCCCUCUGUUUCUCUCUCCUCUCGCUGUGUGUAACGAUCGCCGGUCAUCGAUCCGCUAUCGCAUCGACGCGAUGCUUGGUUGCUCGAGAAAACGAGAGCCUCCCGUUGCUGCGAACGUCACGCGGAUUUUCCUUGAAAAGUAUGCUCAAGAUUGAUCGGAUCUUAUGUUUGAUUAGAUUUGGAAUUUUAGAAUCGAUGAUCCAGAGAUUUAUAUUAACACUAGAAUUAUUAACGCAUGAUUAACGUGAAAUUUAUCAAAAUGACACGCUGUUUUUGUAAUUGCUAAAGAUAUAUACCCGAUGAAAUUAUGUUAAUUUUAUUCUUAUAUACUUUUAUAAAAAAAUGCGUUAUUGUAUAGAAUAUGUCUUUAAAAUAACAGCUGAAUAAAAUUAAUCGAAUAGAUAAUGAAUUAAAAUUUUGAGGAGAAGAGAUUUUUGAGCUAAAGUUCGUAAAAUGAUUUCUAUAUCUUUGAUUGGUGCAAAAUUGUUUGGUACUUUUUCAAAAUGAGUGCAGUAUGUGUUGAUAUAACACGAUAAAAAGAUUACUGCAACCCCCGUACAACAAGGUGAAAAAAAUUACUGCAGUCCUUGUAACGUGGUAGAUAAAUUUCAAAAUACAGCAAGAAACGAGGGACUUCUACUUAUGCACGAACUUUUUAAUAAUUAAGUAUGCUUUUUUACUAUAAAAAAUAAUUUAGAACUCCAUCAAAAUAUUUGUUUUUCUACUUAUAAUAAUUUUUCGAAUUUUAGAUAUCGCAUCUACAUCUUACUUACAUAAUUAAUAUAAAUACAUUUAUUAUAUUUUCAGAAUAGAGAGAAUAUUUUCAAAAGAAAAACGAAUAAAUCUCAAAGUAAGGAUAAAUAAAAUUUAUGUUCCAAAUAUAUAUAACAAAUGACGAAACAAUGAAUGACGAAAUAACGCAUAAUAUAGAAUCACGAUUCAAGUUAAAUCAAAAAGAAGAACCGAUAUGGACCAAUACACAGCAGCCGGAGUAAACGAUCCAUUUAAAAGGCGAGUUCGAACUCUGGGGUAAUCGAUGAGAGUUGCCGAGUGGAGGGAUGGUAGCAAGAAUAACACGACACCUCGAUCAACUCUUCUCUCUUGAACAAAAACACGUUCAAUUUCAAGUGAGACGGAUCCUUUGACAGAGGAUCAACGAGGAGGAAGCUUUUGCAAAUCGAUAGGCUGGCGAAAAAGGGUUUCUUGGGAUAUUUUGCGCACAUCGGGGGAGACAUUGAAGGCCGGAACUCUUUUCGUUCACCUCGUGGCUUGAACGCUCUUCGCUCACCAGGGUGGGGAAAAAGCCACCCUCUUGCUAGACCAGCCCCUCCCUCUCUCUCUCCCUCCAACUCUGUCGGAUUCGUCGAUGACGAAACGCACACGUAAAUUCGUCGACGUGCACGGUGCUGCCGCUCGCAAAAUCAGUGCGAUCCAAGUGCACCGCGAGGCAGGAACACGGGUCUCCCGUGCGCGGCCUAUCGUUCCCGCUUGCGGCACGCGCGCCUCUUCCAGAGAAGUAUCAGUCAGAUAGCGGGAGACGCUCGCGUAAAUAGGUCGUUGGAUACUGCGUUGGACGAAGAAUAAAUAGCCAAGAGAAAUAACUCCGAGGAGAAUAGAAAUUAAAUUUAUGAUUGUGAUUAGAAUGUAUCGAGAGUGACAACGAAAAGCGUAAAAAAUCGAAUGGAAGAAAUCAUAAACUCGAUACAAAGGUGAUAGAUGAUAUUUUAACUGGUUGAAGUGAUUCAUGUAGAUUUUGUCCAAGUAAUUGAAUAAACAUCGUGAAUGAGGAGAAUGAUUGGAGAAUAAAAACGAUCAGUGCGUUAAACAUUGGAAUUUUGCAUUGGAGAUUAGGUGUACGUGAUUGAGUGUAUUUUUAAUAAAUCAUCAUGAUUCGAGUGAUGUUAAUAAAACAAAUAGGGUAUAUCUAUUUGUUUGAAUAAAAAUGAAUUUUCAAUGUAGAUAUCAUUGAUUAUACAAAACUGUUUAAAAAGAAGAAAAGCUUAUGUAAAAACUUAUACAAAAACACGAAGCAAAAUUAAAACAUUCGUACAGAAAUAAGAAUCAAAUUUAUAGAUGAUUGCAGACACAAUUCUUUGCUAAACAGAUGAAAAUAAUUUCGUUUAAUUGCUCGCAAUAAACUAAAAUAAACUAUCGAUUGUCGUCAGAAAAACGUGAAUUCGAGAUGCGUGACACUCGAACAAAUUAGAAGAAAAAAACGGGAAUGUGGGAGGUGUUGAAAGGAGAGAAAAAACUUUGAGCAUCGAUCUUGCGCCCGAUGCAGUUACUAUGACGCGGGUUGUCCAAUACGUUCAAUUGUAUCCACUUUGGAAUCGACAGGUCGCGUGGCCCUCGAGCCAAGAUCGUCGGGUCUAUAGUUAGUAAGUCUCUACCAGCUUUUGCGAAUUGGAUCAACGGCUACGCGGGGUAAACGAUGACGACGAGGAGGACGAGGACAACGUCGGCGGGGACAAUAAUGACGCCACGCGCGACGGGACUAAAAACACUGGGUCUUCCCGACGGAAUGCAGGAGGCCGAUCGAACGCCUCCCGAUGUACCCUUCUCUUACGUGGUCUUCCCACGUAAAUUCUAUUUGCUGACAUAUAUGAUAAAACAAUAGAAAAGAAAGGAGAAGACGAAAAUUUAAGAAAGAAGAUAAAUUGUAAAAAAGCAGAAAGAAGAAAAAGUAAAAAGGGGCCAAUUUUUGCGAUUCUUCCAAAUAAUAAAAAAAAAAAGAGAGAGAGAAAGAGAGAGAGAAAGAAAGACACUCGAUCUCGAAAGAUUUGAAACGAUUCGUAGAUAAAAUAAAUUUGCCUCUGGUUAUGUGUUCAAGGCUCGCUUGAUAGGAUUUAACGCGCAAACGUGGCUGAUAAGCUUCGGGAAGUAAAGAAGUCAUUCUUUGCGGCGCGAUAAGGACCGCCCUUGGUCGCAAAGAUGGACUGUUGCAACUACGUCGAGGCUUACGCGGCAGGGAGCCACUUUUAUCAACAACAACAUUACUUUUGCUAUGAUAACAUGAAUACCGAUUACGGUGGUUAUGAACCGCCACCGAUCUCCAAUGCAAUCGAAACGAGCGCGCGAUACAACGGGACUGUAACGCCUGCGUAUCCUAUAGAUUACGUGUACAAUCCCAAAGAAGCGAGAUUGCGAAAAGCGAUGCGCGAACAGAGCCGCGAAUUAUCCAGACGAUCGAUCUUGCAGAGCGCGAUCGCACGUGCGAGCGUGAUCGCUGGUCCAGUCACUUCCGGCGGCUUCCUAGAUCAUCAGCAUCGUUUCGGCUGCGUUUCCUCGGCUAACAUACCGAUGAAUUCGUCCAUGGAACCGGUUCGAGUCGCGGAACCUUGGUUUCAAUCGACGCCUCGUCCAAAACCGAUCCAUUCACCCCGAAUGACCGAUUGGUACGGAAACGUGGCUGAUCCUAUCGAAAGACUGCAAGUAAUGGGUGCAAUGCAUCAACGUGGCCUCGAUAAAUGCAAAGACGUGAUGAGAAAUCAGGCUGUGGCCAGCGUGGCCAAUACCGUGUCUGCUGAAUGCGGUGCUACGUUUUCGAAUAACGGAUAUCCGGUCGAUUUCAGCGAUGUUAAUAGGGAAAGGGAGUUGCGUCGUCAGGAGAAUAUGGAGUACAAUGAAUUCACUGAUGGUCAGAAAUGGCAUCCUUAUCAGAAUGGCGGGAAUGCUCAUCAACAUGCCAGAACGUCUCAUCCUUCUCAAAUGAGCAACAUUCUUCACCCAAACAUUCAGAAUCCUGGUCCACAUGGACAUGGGCCAUGGGGUCAAUUUUGCCAUAACGUAUUACCACAUGCUUCGUCUAUGCCUCGAAAUAUUGGAGUUCGAGGGCCGCGUCACACCGUGUUAUUACGGGAUCGUGUACCCGUUAGACACUGUGAAUUUCCUGAAGAAACAGCGCGAAUGAUGUACAAUCCAAGCAAACUCGAUAUUGAGAAUAUGCCAAGAAUGCUAGAAACUUCAGUAAAUUCUGUUAUGGAUUCUGCGUCCGCAAUGAGGAUUCGUCGUGAAGAUGAUGGACCCAGAUGGGAGCCAAACGCUAUAAAUAAUAGAAUGUCUAUGGAUAACCUAGCUGCAACAACGGAAUCUAGCAUAUCAUGCGAAAAGGAACGUGAAUCUCGGCGAUCUGUCGAAAGAUUUGAGCCGAAAAAGAAAACUGUCAGUAAGCAACCGUUGCCUGGUUUUCACCAAGCAUUCGGUUCUACAGAGAUCGGCAGGUUCUCCAGAUCUGAGUUUUUCGUGAAUAUGGUGGGCGAGAGUGGUGCAAGCGUGGAAGUCGCCGACACGGAAAGUACUAAUGUAAGUACGGAUCGUAUGUCAGAGAUAAAUGGGGUUGCAGUUACAACUGCGACGCACGAUACAUCCGUGGUCACCACGACCGCAACGACGACCGUGAGGUCAUUCGAUGGCGACGAUAGCGAGGAAGCGAGCUUCGAAGAUUCGAAUAACGACCUCGUCGCUUCUACGUCGAUGGGCAUGUAUUGUGACCAGCCAAAUAUUCCUCGAUGGCAUAGUCCUCAUGUAGGCGCUAUAGGUAGCGAAAUUUAAACGAAUCUUUAAAUUCUUUCGUGGGCUAAGCGUUUUCCCAUUGAAAGUCUUACAUAGAAUUCUCAGUCAGUUAUUUUCAAAAGUGUGAACACUAAAACAUUUUCUCAUAAUCUUCAUUCUGGAUAUUCUGAACUGUUGCAUCCAAAAAAACGAUAAAAAAGUGAUUAAAAAAUUGGUAUAUUUUGGGAUAUAUAUAUUGCACAUAGAUAUUUACAAAUUCGAUUAAUUAUCAAUUUUAGUAUUUUCAAUUUUGCAUGUAUGAUUAAAUUAUAAAUGAAGUUGUAUUUAAUAUGAAAAUUUUUUUAUGAGUCUACAAAUGUUGCAUUUAUUUAUUAAAUAAUUAGCCCUUGAAAGAAAUUAACGAUUCGUCAGGGACGUGAAUUAUGUCCAAUUGUUUUUAGAAUUAUAAAUUAUUUUCUUCGACGUUCAAAUAAUCUGAUAAUAUUUUGUAUAUGGAGGAAGAAUCGUUUGUUGUAAUUAAUAAAUUUCAGCGAACUUAUUUAAAUCAAUUUCUUAAAUAAUUAUAAUUUCUUUUAUUUGUACAAAUAUUUUUAGGACAAAUAUUUUUAAUUUGUCAAAAACUAUAAAUGACGUACGAAACAUCCCGACAAACCACAUGUUUUACUUACAUGUUUGUCGAGAUUGUGCCUUUAAAAGAAUUGUGAAACUAUUAACACAUUCUCUGCCCCAUGUACUAUUUUCGGUAUACAUUGAAACUUAUUUUCAGGCCAAGUGAUAUUUUUAUCAUUGAUAGAUAAAAUAUAAAAAAAUUCUUAAAUUAAUUUUCAUUAUACGUAUUUCCUAGUUGAAUGUUUUAUUAAUAUAAAAAAAAGCAGAGAUAAGAAGGAGAUUGAUAUGGCCUGAAAAUAUAUAUUUAUUCAAAAAUAAACUGGCAGAAAACGUGUUAAAGGUCUUCAAAAUUAAUUGAAUCAAAAAAGAAAAAAUCAAAAGCAGCACGAUAUUUGCGAGUCUCGUACGUCAACUAUAUUAAGCUGAGCAACUUUCAUUAAUAUAUUAAUAUUGAAAUUUUUGAGAUAAAAUAUUUUAUAUGAUUUAAAAAAAAAACAAUUUAAUAUAAACUUUCUUCCUUCAAAAAUUUCAGUUAUCAGAAUAUUAUUUAAGAUAUCUUUUUAUUAUAAAAGAUAUUAUAAAAUAUUAAUAUAAUUUGUAGGUUGCUUAUACUUAAUAAAGAAAUAUAAUCAAAAUGUGUCGAUAAAAGUACUUAAUCGGCAUCUUCCAUCAAGUUGUUAGAUAUCGCCGAUGAUACACUUAAGAUUAGUGUACCAACGAUGAAUUAUAUGAAUACAUUAAAUAUAUAUAUAUAUAUGUAUAUAUAUAUUUAAAGAAUAUAUUGUACUUAUAUGUUUAAUGAAGGAACGAAAACGCGCGACGAAGAAAUAUAUGAAUUAUUUAGUAGAAUAAUUAGGCGACACGUAUUGCCGCGCGGAGAAACGUAUAAAUAAAAGUGAUCAUUAAUAUUGCGAACGUAGGAAGUCGAGAAGCCGACGAAUACAUGCACUUCUGUUCGUGAAAAAUAUGUUUCUCUUAAGGGUGUGUACGGUAGUUUUGCAUUCAGAACUCUUUUAUUUCUCGAUUGCAAAAAAAUUAAAUAUUGAACAAAAAAAAAAAAAAAAAAGAAGGAAGAAGAAAAGAAAAUAUCGCCACUUAGUAUAUUAUUGUUCUAAAAUAAGUAAAAAAAUUGGAUCAAUUUUAUAUGUUAAGAUUGUAGACAAAUAUAGAUAAGAGUAGUUGUAAUGCAAAUUCGAAAAAUGAGGCACAUAAGAUUUAUUGGAAUUUUUUAUACAUCCAUUUUAACGUAUAUUUAAUAUUCCAUUUACUAUGAUAACUUUGGGACCUUUUGAAAUUAUAAAACAGAAGAAAAAAAAUGUUCGCAUUAACAUUUCUGAGAAGUGCGAUAUUAUAUGCAAUAAUGCAAAAUUUAUUUUACUCGUUAAGUUCAUAGUAAAAUCUAUUAGUAUUUGAAUUAAUAAGAAAAUACGGUAAUAUUUGGAUAAGAAUAUUUUCAAGCAGAGAAACUCUCAUCUUUUAUUAAUCUGAGUUACAAAGAUUAUUUUUUGUCUCAUUUUGAAAAUAAUAUAAUUUCUUAUUUGUAUUUCUUUUAUAAUCGAGUUCUGAAUCCCGUGCAGGCACCUAUAACUCAUGUUGAUUGAUCUAUCGGUACAUCGACUUGACAUAAUUCGUGCCAGCUAUCCUGUACCUAUAAUGGGACCAAAUUAAAAGAGAAGCUUUUAUUUCGCGUUCACCGUCGCGCUUACGUCCCACGUAAUUUAUCGCGUAUGAAGAACCUUCCCUUGUUUCCGUUCGCUCGAUUGCUUCGAACAAAGAGGCAAGAAUGUUCAUGUGAAAUACCGCUUAACACACUCAAUGUUAUUUGAUAUAAAAUAAUAAAAAAAAAAUACAUUUAAAGAUUAUAUUGAAUUUUUUCUAACGAGGAUAACUUUAAAGAAAGAAAUU